Molecule: messenger RNA, 246 nt
Organism: Botrytis sinoallii
Lineage: Eukaryota; Fungi; Ascomycota; Leotiomycetes; Helotiales; Sclerotiniaceae
Exons: 1
Coding region: 1-246 (81 amino acids)
Source: RefSeq, a predicted model, not a curated record
AUGGCAUUAUUUCAUUUGCACUGUCAUGAGUUAUUCAUUGGAGUUCUCCUUUAUCAUCUUCUUUAUCCUGCAACAGCUGUUUACUUCUACCCUGAGGAUCGAAAGCAAGGUCUACAUAUCGGUGCAACGAACGAUGUGUUUAUGACUUCGUCGAGAAAGGAUAUUCGCUGCUCCCUCGCAUCGGUCUCUCCAGCGUCAUCAACUGGAUCUAUUCUACCUCAUGUUGCUUUCUCACAAGGAAAGUAG